GUUCUCUAAACACGUUGUGAAUUCGACUUUCCCAUGGCUCAGCUCUUGCGAUUGGUCGCUGUGGCGACGAUCGCCAGCGCCGCGGCUCUGUCGCGGCAUAUGAACACUGAUUGUUCGGGCGAUGACUUGUCGUCAGGGAACUUGCCCCGAUUCCUGCCUGACGGUUCAGGGAGCACUGAGGUCCCAUGGGCCAAUUUCGAUCCUGCAGGAGAGCCUCCCGAUACUGGAGUUACGCGACACUACGAGUUCACCGUCUCGCGCGACUUCGCAUCCCCCGACGGAUUCAACAAGAGCGUCAUCCUGAUCAAUGGCCAGUUCCCAGGGCCGAUGAUCGAAGCCAAUUGGGGUGAUAUGAUCGAGGUGAAGGUGACGAAUGACAUCGACAGUCCGGACGAGGGCAUCACGCUGCACUGGCACGGUCUCACGCAGAAGAAGACUCCCUGGUACGACGGUGUCCCGGGGGUCUCACAGUGCCCGAUUGCGCCUCGCGGAGGAAAGCUCACGUACAGGUUCCAGGCGGAUCGGUAUGGCUCUGGCUGGUACCACUCGCAUUAUAGCGCGCAGUACGAUGACGGACUGUUUGGCCCGGUGAUCAUCCACGGUCCGGUGCAGCCGGAAGCCGAAUAUGACUUCGAUCUGGGCCCGGUGAUGAUCUCCGACUACUACCACGUCGGGUACUACGAGAUCAUGGAGCGGAGCCUGGCGAAGCCGCCUGGGAUCAUCCCGCUAGACAACAACCUGAUCAACGGGAAAGGCUCGUAUAACUGCAACCGCACCAGCUCAGCCAGCAAAUGCCUUCUCGGAGCUGGAUAUGAAAAGUUCCGAUUCCACUCCGGCAAACGUCACCGUCUGCGCCUGAUCAACAGCGGGGCUCUGGCCAACGAGAAGUUCAGCAUCGACAACCACGAGAUGACGGUCAUCGCCAACGACUUCGUCCCCGUCAAGCCCCACAAGACCAAGGUGGUGACAUUGAGCCCCGGCCAGCGAACAGACGUCAUCGUCCAUGCCACCAGCGCCCCGAACGACAUUGUCUGGAUGCGCGCCGACAUGGACAUGGUCUGUCUGCAGAACACUGCGACCUUCCAGACCGCGCGCGCCGCCAUCUACUACGAGUCCGCGGACACCAAGAAGCUCCCUCACACCAAGGGCACAACCUGGGAAAGCAACGACUGCCGCAACGAUCCUCUUGAGCUCACCGUGCCCUACUAUCCGCUCACCCCGCCGGCGCCCACCACCACGCAGACCGUCACCGUCACCGCCGGGCUCAACGGCACCGGCUUCAUGGUCAUGUUCAUGGACAACUCGUCGUUCCGGGCGAACUACAACCAGGCGGCGCUGCUGGAGGUCAACCAAGGGCGGGCGGAGUUCCCGGCAGACCGCAACGUGUACGAUUUCGGGUCGAACUCCAGCGUGCGGCUGGUGAUCGAGAACGCGUUCGAGACGCUGCACCCGAUGCAUCUGCACGGACACGACUUCUGGGUCCUCUCCGAAGGUCCUGGUCCGUGGGACGGCACCGUCGUUAACCCCGAGAACCCGCUGCGUCGAGACACGCACCUCAUGCAGCCCGGGACGCCCGAGAACCCCUCGCAUCUCGUCCUGCAGUGGAACCAGGAUAAUCCCGGGGUGUGGCCGCUGCAUUGUCAUAUCUCGAUUCAUUCUAGCGCGGGCAUGGUCAUUCUAGUAAUGGAACGACCGGAUGAUAUCGUGAACGAGAUGGCUAUCCCGCCGGCCAUGGACCAGACGUGUGAGAUUUGGGAUAAUAUUGACAAGUCCGACUAUGCGGAGCAAAUCGACUCGGGGGUUUGAGGCGGGGGAUUGGUGGCUUGGGUUGUGUUAGAUGUAUAAG
Messenger RNA from Aspergillus steynii IBT 23096, 1846 nucleotides. RefSeq lists its product as uncharacterized. The coding region runs from base 34 to 1806 and encodes 590 amino acids. Lineage: Eukaryota; Fungi; Ascomycota; Eurotiomycetes; Eurotiales; Aspergillaceae. The record is from RefSeq and is a predicted model, not a curated record. Gene Ontology annotation, molecular function: copper ion binding; oxidoreductase activity. The transcript is spliced from 4 exons.